Myotis myotis is the source of this 399-nucleotide messenger RNA. RefSeq names its product non-histone chromosomal protein HMG-14-like. Gene Ontology annotation, molecular function: nucleosomal DNA binding. NCBI's taxonomy places the organism in Eukaryota, Metazoa, Chordata, Mammalia, Chiroptera, Vespertilionidae. The transcript has 2 exons. Gene Ontology annotation, cellular component: nucleus; chromatin. The record is from RefSeq and is a predicted model, not a curated record. Bases 1 to 399 code for a protein of 132 amino acids. Gene Ontology annotation, biological process: chromatin organization.
AUGCCCAAGAGGAAGGUCAGCUCUGCCGAGGGGGCGGCCCAAGAAGCACCCAAGAGGAGGUGGGCCAGGUUGUCAGCCACACCUGCUCCUGCAAAAGUGGACUCGAAGCCAAAAAAGGCGGCAGGAGAGGGUAAAUCUGCAGCCAAAAAGGUGCAAAGGGAAAGGAAAAGGGGAGCAAAGGGAAAGCAGGCGCCAGGGGCUGACCAGGAGCCCACAGAAGAUCUGCCUGCGGGAAACGGAGAAACUGAAGGCGGGGGAGGGGCGCGGGGGAGUCCAGCCUCCGAUGCAGCAGGAGAGAAAGAAGCCAAGUCUGGUGAAUGCAUCCUCUUCCGCAAUCACCCAUCCAAACGCGGCUACUGUGGGAAAGUCCUCCGGCCAUUGGCGCUUCGUGGUCGUUAA